AACUUAAGGAUUUGAACUUGCAACCUUCCGGUUACUAGUCCACCACUCUAACCACUAGGCUACCCUGCCAUAAGAUGACUGAAGAUAAGGGUAAGCUAUUUAGAUUUCUCUGCAAACCUAAUUUGCAGAAAUUAAUCCAUAAUCACCUCUGUUACUGAAAGACAUCGUGAUUUUCAUAGAAGAUUGGUACUGUGUGUACUGAGCCCUUUGCACAUUUGUUCUUGACUAGCAUGUGCUAAAACAAGAUAUGAUGGAGCUGUGCGAUCAGACGUUUGUUUAACAUAUGGACCCGUCCUUAUUUACAGUAUGUGAGCACCACGGCAGGCAGGCAGGCUGCACUUUACCUUGAUCAGAACAGAACACAGCAGACAAGGUUCGGAGAGGGCCCUGGAGGAAGUCUAAUCCUAUUGCUGAGAGAAAAAAAUAAAUCCUCGGAGCCAAAUGUCUCUCCAGAAAUACCAUGCCUGACCAUCCAGAAAGCAGCCACCAGUUCACUCCAUUAGCUACCACAUCCCAGCUUAUUGAAUUGAAACGGAUGGUGCAUGAGUGGUGGCUGCAGGGCAGGGAUAGGUAACGUUGGAGGUAGUACACACAGAGAGAUGAGACCCCUUCAGAUCAUUUACGAUUACGGUUUUAUAUUUUCAGAUGAAAAGAGUAUACCUGGAGUAGGUUAUGUGUAGUUAGUUUAGGACUAACUCAAAUGUAGUGGUGUAACGAUAAUGUACAGACACGGUUGUGGGGACAUAUUCUUGUGACUAAAUUGGUAAACAAAUGUUGAUGUUGUCAAAUAUGUUUUAAUAAUCAGCAUAUCUGUUUCUCAUCCGAAAAAGAGAACUGUUCUGUAGCUAUUGUCCCAGGGAACGUGGAGAGCUAUGCCACUAUUCAACCCCUUGGUGUGGGUGCGGGAGUGGCUGCGACAGAGCAGAGGCUCCUCCAGACUGGUGCUGGUGGUCGUGUGUGUUGCCCUGCUACUGGAUAACAUGCUGCUCACUGUUGUCGUGCCCAUCAUCCCAACGUUUUUAUAUGCCCUUGACCACCCGACACAAGACCCCUUCAUCCAGCCAAGCACACAGAGGCCAUCUGAGGAGGGCUUCACAUUGGUCUCAGUCCACUCCUUCUACGACAACACUUCCUACAGCCUCAGAGGCUCUGAGAGCAACCUGUCUGAGGCCCUCCUCUUCAACAUCUCCAGAAACUCCAGCCAGGUGAAAGGCAGCUCAUGCCAGGAGGACAGUGCCUUCUUGGACAAGGAGAAUGUUCGUGUGGGACUCCUCUUUGCCUCCAAGGCUCUGGUGCAGCUUCUAGUCAACCCCUUCGUGGGUCCCCUGACCAACAGGGUUGGAUAUCACAUACCAAUGUUUGCUGGCUUCAUCAUCAUGUUUGUUUCAACAAUAAUGUUUGCCUUUUCAGGUACAUACGCCUUGUUGUUUUUUGCUCGCUCUCUUCAGGGAAUUGGUUCCUCUUUCUCCUCUGUGGCAGGGCUGGGAAUGUUGGCCAGUGUGUACACAAAUGAUGAGGAGAGAGGCGUAGCCAUGGGGAUCGCUCUGGGUGGAUUGGCCAUGGGAGUCCUCAUUGGAGCGCCAUUUGGCAGUGUGAUGUAUGAAUUUGUGGGGAAGACUGCUCCUUUCUUAAUCUUGGCUUUCCUUGCAGUAUUUGAUGGAGCGUUACAACUUCUUAUACUUCAGCCAUCAAAGAUUUCACCAGGAAAUGUGGAGGGCACUCCUUUGCUGACCCUACUGAAGGACCCCUACAUUCUCAUAAGCGCAGGCUCUCUGUGCUUCGCCAACAUGGGAGUUGCCAUUCUGGAGCCCACACUUCCCAUCUGGAUGAUGCAGACCAUGUGCUCUCCCAAAUGGCAGCUUGGUAUGGCUUUCCUACCAGCAAGCAUUUCUUACCUUAUUGGCACCAAUUUAUUUGGUUUGUUGGCUAACAAAAUGGGAAGGUGGCUGUGCUCCAUGAUUGGGAUGUUUAUUGUUGGCAUCAGCCUCCUUUGCGUUCCUUUUGCAAAGAACAUCUAUGGUCUUAUUGGUCCAAAUGCAGGCCUGGGGUUUGCUAUUGGAAUGGUGGACUCCUCUAUGAUGGCCAUAAUGGGAUACCUGGUGGAUAUUCGCCAUGCCUCGGUCUAUGGCAGUGUUUACGCCAUAGCUGAUGUCGCAUUGUGCAUGGGUUUUGCCAUUGGUCCUUCGAUAGGGGGCUCCUUGGUCAGGGCCAUUGGAUUUCCUUACCUCAUGGUAUUCAUUGGCAUCAUCAACAUCUUCUAUGCUCCACUGUGCUUCUUCCUGCGUAAUCCUGCCAUCAGGGAGGAGAAGAUGGCCAUCAUAGACCAGGAAUGCCCUCUGUACAGGAAGAGCUACAACACACAGAAGGAGUGUCGAGAGUUCCCUUUGAGUGACGAGAGCGAGGAGGAAACGGAGGAGUAAUAUGCUCCAACACACACAUUUUUUUUUACAGUGAAAGAGCAGAGGCAUUGUUCAUAAUGCCUUUGAAUUGACAUGAUGUCUAGAAAAGGCAUUUUGUUAGCACUUAUCUGUAUUCAAAGUUUCCUAAUGACCUCUGACCUUAUUGCUGGAAAUAACAAACAAUGGCACCUGUGUUUUUAAUAUGGUAUGUAUAGGGACAGUAGUGUUUGCAUUUUAUUGUGUGUAUGUGUGUGUGUGUGUGUGUGUGUGUGUGUGUGUGUGUGUGUGUGUGUGUGUGUGUGUGUGUGUGUGUGUGUGUGUGUGUGUGUGUGUGUGUGUGUGUGUGUGUGUGUGUGUGUGUGCGUGUGUGCGUGCGUAACUCUCUGUCAGAGUUCUGUUAAUAAUUUCACUUAAUGUACUAAGAGGUGAAAGGAACACUUGUGCAGGCUCAACAAACAUUAAAACCUACUAUAAGCUUGAAAAUUACGUUUUUACAUACAUUUGGCAUUUGAUUGUAGCUAGUUUUAUGUUCAUUUGUUGAGCCUACCAUAUGAAUCAGUAGCUUUCAAUGUUUGAAAUAUGAACAUCAAGAUAUGUUCAGUGUAUCCGGAUAAUUAAUUGGUUUAGAUCUAGAAUAAUGCUUAUUCCUAGGCCUAUUCCUAAUUGCUGAAUAUAACCUAUCCAUGAUCAUGAAAGCGGAUUAUUUCAUUCACAUCGCUCGACAAGAGAACAACGCUUGUUCAGAGCUCAUAACAGCUCAGAGCUUUUAGUUCAAAUGCUGUAACAUGUAAUAUCCUCUCUUCUAGUGUGUCUCCCUGCAUCAGCCAAUCGGCUGCUGUCUGGUAUAGUGCAAGAGCUAUCUCGCCUCACCUUUAAUUUCCUCUUUGGCUGUAGCAAGGCUCUGUCUCUGUCUGACGGCACCCUAUUCACUAUGUAGUGCACUACUUUGACCAGGACCCAUAGGGCUCUUGUCUAAAGUAGGGCACUAUAUAGGGAAUAGCCUAGGGUGCCAUUGGGACACAACCUCUGUGUUGGGUUGGUUUACUUCUAACCAAGGAGUGGAAAUUAUGAACACAAAGAGGCAAAGAUGAGAUAAAGAGAGCAAGACUGGCAUCAUUGUGGCUCAAAUGCCUCAAAUCUUCUUGGCCCACAUAAAUAACAUAUUGCCAGUACAAGCGCAUGUGAUGCGAAGCAAAUUGUCAAAGCCAAAGUAUAUAUUUGAUUGCACGUUAUAAAUGCUAAAUUAAGUCUUAUUAAAUAUAUCUGGAAAACAAAAUAAAAAGUAAAGUACAAUGGGUCAAGUGGAACAUUCCAGCUUUAUACUGAAGUUUGAAUAAAGGAAAGUUUCACCAGAAGACUCAAGUGAGAGGCUAUUUCAAAAUGGUGGAAGUUUUAUUUGAGACACCACAUUUAAUUUUCUUUAAUUUUACCUUUAUUUAACUAGGCAAGUCAGUUAAGAACAAAUUCAUAUUUUCAAUGACUGCCCAGGAACAGUGUGUUAACUG
Molecule: messenger RNA, 3904 nt
Organism: Oncorhynchus tshawytscha (Chinook salmon)
Lineage: Eukaryota; Metazoa; Chordata; Actinopteri; Salmoniformes; Salmonidae
Product: chromaffin granule amine transporter
Exons: 15
Coding region: 873-2420 (515 amino acids)
Biological process (GO): aminergic neurotransmitter loading into synaptic vesicle; transmembrane transport; xenobiotic transport
Cellular component (GO): terminal bouton; synaptic vesicle membrane
Molecular function (GO): xenobiotic transmembrane transporter activity; serotonin:sodium:chloride symporter activity
Source: RefSeq, a predicted model, not a curated record